Messenger RNA from Pediculus humanus corporis (human body louse), 2013 nucleotides. Its product is annotated as cutilin-1 precursor, putative. The transcript is spliced from 3 exons. Bases 1 to 2013 code for a protein of 670 amino acids. The record is from RefSeq and is a predicted model, not a curated record. NCBI's taxonomy places the organism in Eukaryota, Metazoa, Arthropoda, Insecta, Psocodea, Pediculidae.
AUGUUUGAUUUCUUACCGAUUUUUUUUUUUACGUACGAAUGGAUUUUCGAAUUUGACCCUGGAGAAGAAGUUGACGUGGUAGAAACCGUAGCGGGUAAUAAUCACGUCGAAGGAGGAGGAGGAGGAGGUGGAGGAGGAAAUCACGAUAUUCCGGAUGCGAAACAAAGUAACAACGCUCAGGAUAGGGAAGAUAUAGAUUUGGGACUGGAAGAAGAAUCGUCACGUCCAGAGGAUCAAGAAGCGGCGGAAUCGGGAUCGAAACAUAAUUACCAACCGCCCCCCAGCAGGGGUCACCCGAUCAACUUGCCCAAUCGUUCCAAUGUCGGUCCGCAUCCCAACAAACCCUUUCCGAAUCCUCAUCACGGUAAACAACCAACAAUUUUCGAUUCGAAUUCGUAUCAGGGCCCUCCACCACCUCCUCCACCAAUACAAUCCUCGGAUGCAUCGGAUAAAGUUUACAAGGUAAUAGCGGCUAAUCACGGAGGUUUGGGUGGUUUGGGAGGACUCGGAGGAGGUAGAGGUGGAAAUCCAAGUGGUGAUCCUUGGCCGGCACCGAUGCCUGACAUGCCAAAAAUAGUUUCGUUGGAUGUGAAAUGUGAAAAAAGCUCGAUGAAAGUUUACAUAGGAUUCGACAAACCUUUUUACGGUAUCGUUUUCAGCAAGGGACACUACAGCAACGUGAAUUGUGUGUACCUUCCCGCGGGACUCGGUAGAACUUCUGCUAAUUUUGACAUAAGCAUACACGCGUGCGGAACGGCCGGAAAUACCGAAAAUGGAUUGUACGGAUAUGGAGCCGAUUCCGGUUCGGGAACUUAUUUCGAAAACAUAAUUGUCAUACAGUACGAUCCUCAGGUACAAGAGGUUUGGGAUCAAGCAAGAAAACUACGAUGCACGUGGCACGAUCAAUAUGAAAAAUCCGUUACGUUCAGACCGUUUCCGGUAGAUAUGUUAGACGUUGUUAGAGCUGAUUUUGCCGGUGACAACGUUGGUUGUUGGAUGCAAAUUCAAGUUGGUAAAGGACCUUGGGCAUCGGAAGUAUCCGGUUUGGUAAAAAUAGGACAAACUAUGACCAUGGUUUUAGCUAUAAAAGACGACGAUUCGAAAUUCGACAUGCUCGUGAGGAAUUGCAUGGCUCACGAUGGUAAACGAGCACCCAUACAACUGGUAGAUCAAAAAGGAUGCGUGACCAGACCGAAACUCAUGUCGAGAUUUACUAAAAUAAAAAAUUUCGGUGCGAGUGCAUCCGUACUAUCCUACGCACACUUUCAAGCUUUUAAAUUUCCAGAUUCCAUGGAAGUUCAUUUCCAGUGCACCAUACAAAUAUGUCGGUAUCAGUGUCCAGAUCAAUGUUCCGAACCUCACGGAUUAUUGAACGCACACGCCGGUCUUUUGGAAGCUCACGCUUCACACGGUGCACCAAUAACAGAUCAAAAUUACGGUUUGGGUCAUCCUCAUCUACCGAUAGAUGCUUAUCUCGGAGUAGGAGGAGGAGGUGGAGUAGGUAACGGAGUAGGUGGUGGAGCUCACAUACGUGACGAAAGACGAGUCGGAAGAAGGUAUCGUCGUGAAACAUCAUCACCGGAAAAAGAAAUCGGAUUAAAUCGUGUCAUUAGAGUCGUUUCCACGGGUGAUUUAACAUUUUCAAUUGAAGAAAAUUCAAACGUGACGGAAGCACCCACCAUAGUCGUACCUGCCGUCAACGACAUGCCCGGCCUUAUUUGCAUGUCGACUCCAGGUUUCGCAGCAACUCUCGUCAUAUUAUUAUCGAUAUUAAUAGUAUCGUGUUUAAUGUCUGCGAUACUUUGCGUAAGAUUACGACCCUUUUCCGCCAUAACCGGUAAAAGUUUAUCGUCAUUGGUCGAAGCUAAACCUACGUCAUUGAUUCAUAUGAAAAAAUCAAAAUGGAGAUUUUGGUCUUACUUGAUGGCACAAGAUGAUGAUGAUGAUAUAACCACGAGAAAAAAAAAUACUACUGCCACGACGAUGAUAAGGGAUGUUGCAUCUUGCGCUUGA